Molecule: messenger RNA, 2704 nt
Organism: Thunnus maccoyii (southern bluefin tuna)
Lineage: Eukaryota; Metazoa; Chordata; Actinopteri; Scombriformes; Scombridae
Product: cytochrome P450 3A30-like
Exons: 14
Coding region: 245-1882 (545 amino acids)
Molecular function (GO): steroid hydroxylase activity; oxidoreductase activity, acting on paired donors, with incorporation or reduction of molecular oxygen; heme binding
Source: RefSeq, a predicted model, not a curated record
AUCAAUAAGAAAGAACACCUGAAAGUUUAUGAACAGCUUUAAGUCAUAUAUUUAAAAAAAAAAAUCUUAUUUUAGUGUCUCCUUCCUCUUGAAAAACACUGUAUUUUCUGGCAUAAAUGGACAAAUAUGAAUCAAAAAUGUAUAUAGAGAUAUGAGGUCAGUUGUGUAGCUGUCAAAUUGUUUUUCUUUCUGUUCUAGACAUGAUCCAACAACAUUUAAUCCCAACUGGUGCUCACACAAAGACAUGUCUCACUGCACAGAGGAGGGGAAAGGGUGUCCUUAUGUAACACAGUUCAAAGAAGCCCCGCCUCUUGUACAUGCAGUGAGAGUUGACUGUCAAACUGAGAUCACAACAACUUGGUCAAGCAAAAGAGGAACCAUGGGCUUUCUUCCUUUCUUUUCUUUAGAAACAUGGAUUCUACUGAUCACAUUUAUCUGCAUGUUUGUCAUAUAUGGCCGCAGGACUCAUGGAAUAUUUGAGAAGUUGGGGAUCCCUGGUCCCAAGCCGUUGAUGUACUUGGGCACAGUUGGAAGGCUCAAUCCUGUUUACUACUUAGAUGACGACGCAUGCGCUAAAAAGUAUGGAAGAGUAUGGGGCAUGUAUGAGCUCAGGAAACCCAUGCUGGCUGUGAUGGAUCCUGACAUGCUGAAAAUCAUCCUUGUGAAGGAGUGUUUCACCUACUUUACCAACCGGCGGAACUUUCGUCUGAACGGGGACCUUUAUGAUGCUGUGUCUAUUGUUGAGGAUGAUGAUUGGAGACGGAUUCGUAACGUCCUCUCUCCCUCCUUCACCUCUGGCCGCAUAAAAGAGAUGUUUAGCAUCAUGAAACACCACUCCCGCAAACUGACAGACAGCCUGAGGUCCAAGGCGCAGAAUGAUGAAGUUAUUACCAUGAAAAACUUCUUCGGAGCAUACAGUAUGGAUGUGAUGGCUAGCUGUGCAUUCAGUGUGGAUGUGGACUCAAUCAGCAACCCUUCAAGUCCACUCAUCACCCACGGCAGCAAGCUCUUCAGAAUCUCCAUUCCACUUUUCCUUUUUCAAGGGUUAUUUCCAUUCUUUAUCCCUCUCUUGGACCUAUUGGGUUUCUCCUUGUUCCCUAAGUCUUCAAUUACUUUCUUUCAAACAUUUGUGGAAAAGGUCAGAGCAGAACGCAACGGGAGCUCACAUCAGGUUUCAGGAGAUAUGCUACAACAUAUGAUCAACUCUCAGACAGCCAAUGAAUCCAAGAAAGAAAAGCAGAAUAAGGGUCUUACUGAUCAUGAGAUCCUCUCCCAAGCGACAAUGCUUGUGUUUGCUGGUUAUGAGACAAGUGCCACUACUCUCGUUUUCUUGGCCUACAAUUUGGCAAGAAAACCGGAUGUCAUGAGAUGCCUGCAGGAGGAGAUAGACUCUACUUUCCCUGAUAAGGGUCCAGUCCAAUAUGAAGCUCUGAUGCAGAUGGAGUACCUAGACAGUGUCAUCAAUGAGUGUCUCAGGCUUUACCCUCCAGCAGCACGUUUGGAGCGAAACGCCAAAGAAACUGUGAAGAUCAAUGGAAUCACAAUCCCAAAGGACAUAACUGUUAUGAUUCCAGUCUUCGCUCUGCACCGUGACCCCGAGCUGUGGACGGAGCCAGAAGAGUUCAAACCUGAGAGAUUUAGUAAAGAGAACAAGCAGAGCAUCAACCCAUACACUUACCUGCCAUUCGGGGUCGGGCCAAGGAACUGUUUGGGGAUGCGGUUUGCUCUGGUGUUGGUUAAACUGGCCUUGGUGGAAGUUUUGCAGCACUACAGCUUUGCGGUCUGUGAGGAGACAGAGAUUCCUUUAAAGAUGGACCCUGCAGGCCUCGUAGGACCCCUACAACCAAUCAAACUAAAGGUGGUGACACGUUCCAAUGCAUGAGGCUAAUAAACAAAGCAUACAGUAUGAUAAAUUUUGCGACUCACAUGUUAAUAACCAAAUCUCUAAAGAGUCCAUCGUAAGUCUAAAACAACCAUCAGAUUCAUACAUAAUCCACAUUCAUGUCUGUGAAAUUUUGGGAGGAAACUGGAGAGCUUGUAGGACCCCCACAAGCACAUAGACAGGAAGCAACAUUACACACAUAAAUAUCAGUAAUAAUCCCCAGGAUUGUUUUAGCUGUGAAGUGACAGUGCUGAUUACUGAGACACCACACUCCAAUCUUUUGAAAUGAGGAAUAAGAAAGAUGGUAAAAGCUGUACACUAGUAAGAAAAAAUAAAAAGGCAACGGACACCUUAUCAAACCAUGCCCUCAUGCUUAAUGACCAGAAAAACACUAACACAGCAGUAUGAUGAAAUGCAGUGCAAUACUUCUGCUAUAAAUACUAACAUAACUAACCCUUAAAAGACUAAAGUGUAAAGUAUGUUCUGAGGCUGUACUUCUGUGGCAUUGCAUUACCUUUAAAGGUUUUUUUAAUUUCAUUUCAUUAAUGGAGAAGCAAAUCAAUCAAUCAAAUUGCUUUAAUUGUUCAUAUUGUCUGUGCUGGCCAUAAAAAACUCAAAUAAAGCAAUUUCAAUUUAAGUGAUGAGGAACAAAAUCCACAGUCAGUGGAAAUUUUUUUGUAAAAAUUACUUGUUAAGUUCAGCUGAAGUUAAUGAGGUUUCAGUUUGAAGACAAAUCAAGUGGGAAUCUUCCAAAGUUGAAGUUUUUUUUAGUAUGAAAUUUCCUCUUUGUGCUUCCAUGAAGAGUGUUUUCUUGCUUUUUCA